UUCUUUUUUUUUUUUUUCUUUCCUCCUACUCAACUGUCGAGUUCUAGGAGAAAUCUGGGUCGACCUUAAGUGUAGGUACCCUAUCCUUUUCAGAUUAUUGUUUUGUCAGCAUGGACUCGGUUAGUUUGACAGCGGAGGAAGAUGAGGUGAUCAUGGUUCGGUCGAAGCAUCGUGAGAAAACUAUAGAAGAGUGGUCCCUCAGUUUGCUAGGAAGGUUUCACACGACCGAACUCAUCAACUUUAGAGCUGCGGAAAACCAUCUACGCUCUGUAUGGAAGAUGGAGGGGAACGAUCUAAAAAUUACAGAUGUUGGGGACGGACUGUUUCGGUUUAAAUUCUCGAUGGAAAACCAAUUGAAGUGGGUUAUUAACAACGGUCCUUGGAGUUUCGAUAAUCAUAUCCUAUUACUGCGAAGGUGGGAGAAAGGAAUGACGGCCUUUUCGGUUAACUUCCAAACUGUUCCGAUGUGGGUGCAAGUGUGGGGACUACCCUUCGAUCUGAUAUACAAGGAAGCAGGGAUAGAUAUUGGACAAGGAAUUGGUAGAGUCAUUGAGGUAGAUUGUAAAGCCAUUGCGUCGGGCGAGGCAAGGUUUCUCCGGGUCAGAGUGGAGGUGCCCUUAGACAAGCCGAUACGCGGGGGAGCCGCAGUACUGAGUCCGGAAGGUGAUAAGGUUUGGGUGGCUUUCAAGUACGAACGGCUAUCUGGUCUGUGCUUCCAUUGUGGCCUCCUUGGUCAUGAGGCAAAAGCAUGCGAGUUCACGAAGCUGAAGGUGUGGGAGGAGAGUCCUUACGGCGAAUGGCUGCGAGCGACGGAGGAUGUCCCACCACAGACCAGCGACUCUCUAGUACUGGCACAAUCUCACCGAGAUGGAAACCCCAACACCAACAACGAAGACACCAGAGAAGAAGCACUCUUCUUCUUAGAGAGCCACAACUUCCACCUCGACUCCGCCGUCUCCACUUUUCUCGACAUCGACGGUGCAGAAACAGGACCCCAGCAGAAUUUUAGUUCGGGUCACGGACAUUCAAGGACAAUAAUUGAGGAAGGAAUUCCGGAGGUUGUGGAAUGCAGGGAACUUAAUGAGGAGCAAUAUUGGGAUAGUAAUGCAAUUUGUGCCCUCCAAAAGACAAUAAUUGAGGAAGGAAUUCCGGAGAUUAUGGAGGUUGUUGAAUGCCUGGAACUUAACGCAAUUCCUGCCCUCCAAAAUUAUAUGCUUGGGAAAUCCUUCUCUGCGUCAGAGUUGAUCAAAUGGCUUAAGCAGAAAUUGGAUUGUUUUGAUCCAAAACUAUUGCUAUCUCAGGGAUACAGAUGGCUUUGUGAUGCAUUUCGAUUGCCGCUAACAGAUCUCAAGAGUCUAGUGGCUUCUCUAGCAUCUGAUAAAGCUGUUUGGGAUGCGAUUUUGAGGAACGAGUUAGUUCGAGAGUUUCAAUGGACACCCUACGCAGUUAAUUAUGUAAGGACACUAAUUUCUAAUGAAGAACCAGGCUUGGCUACAGGUACAUUGAUGUGGAUUUGGGAUGGAGAAAAAGCAAAAUUUGAGCUCAUUAAGAAAUUUCUGUCUCUAGUGAAGGGGCUAUUUCAGCAGAUGGAGCAAAAAAUUAGAUCAUCAUCACCUCUCUCUUUUGUGAACCUCCUGAUUGAGGCUGUGGCUCAAGCCCUACCUGCUCGAAUCACCAUGGCAUAAGCAGAAGAAUGCAAGAAUAAACCUCAUUAUUUGAUCAACAGUGGGGCACCAUUAGUUGAUGAUUACCUAUUAAAUUUCAGCAUUUUCCCCCCUGUAUUCUAUAUGUUGCAAAACGGUUAUGUUUCCAAAUAUUUGAACUCCUACAUUUGUUUCAUAAAUAAAAUCCUGAAGGUCUUGAAGGAAAACUCACAUACUUCCAGUCUCCUAUAACGGAUAUUAUCGACCACGUUUGCCAAGUUAACUUCACCCAUAACAUUAUCUGUUAGCAAAUCAACUUCAGCCUGCAGUAUCCAACACCAAUUGAACAAGGCUACAUAUAUGCAUCUCAGCUUGUGAACCCUGCAUCUGAAAGACGCAGAGGACCAAGUGCUGGGUUUGCUUUUUCUAAAUUCAUCUAUGUUUUUCCACUCACAUGAAUGAGUUGCUUUCCUAUUCUCAGGUCCAAGCAAUAAUAUAUUGUCAUUACCUCUCUAUAUAAAAAACUAAUUAUCUUGACAUUACCAAGUCUCUAUGAGAAGGCUUCAAAAAAGGUCUUUCUGCACAUGAUGAGGUAUCGUUUUUCAUAUAAACACCAAAUCAUGUGGCCCUACCAACUUUCACGAUCUACUCAUUUCACAUGCAUCUA
Quercus lobata is the source of this 2310-nucleotide messenger RNA. RefSeq lists its product as uncharacterized. The transcript is spliced from 5 exons. Lineage: Eukaryota; Viridiplantae; Streptophyta; Magnoliopsida; Fagales; Fagaceae. The coding region runs from base 111 to 1685 and encodes 524 amino acids. Gene Ontology annotation, molecular function: zinc ion binding; nucleic acid binding. The record is from RefSeq and is a predicted model, not a curated record.